This is a messenger RNA of Ilyonectria robusta, 417 nucleotides long. Its product is annotated as kinesin light chain. Gene Ontology annotation, molecular function: protein binding. Lineage: Eukaryota; Fungi; Ascomycota; Sordariomycetes; Hypocreales; Nectriaceae. The record is from RefSeq and is a predicted model, not a curated record. The transcript has a single exon. The annotation marks the transcript as partial.
UGGGAGGAGGCCGAGAAGCUAUUUGUAGAGGUAAUAGAAACGAGCAAGAUAAAGCUCGGGGCCGACCAUCCCUCAACGCUGAUCAGCAUAGCCAACCUGGCGUCGAUAUACAGGAACCAGGGCCGGUGGGAGGAGGCCGAGAAGCUGUUUGUAGAGGUGAUAGAAACAAGCAAGACGAAGCUCGGGGCCGACCAUCCCUCGACGCUGACCAGCAUGAGCAACCUGGCUUUCACACGGUAUGGCCUGGGCAAACCCGAUGAGGCCUGUGCCUUGAUGCAAAGCUGUGUUCUCUUGCGUCAGCAACGGCUAGGCGAUGACCACCCAGAUACCAUCUCAUCUAGGGAAGCCCUUGAAUAUUGGCAAGCUGAGCAUCAGGAGGAUAGUUCAGGCUGGGAAACGGAGACGUCAACCGUUUAG